Microcebus murinus (gray mouse lemur) is the source of this 2189-nucleotide messenger RNA. Lineage: Eukaryota; Metazoa; Chordata; Mammalia; Primates; Cheirogaleidae. The record is from RefSeq and is a predicted model, not a curated record.
AUGUCUGAAGGAUGGCGUUUGGGUAGUAAUUCAUCUACCACUGUGUCUACCAAGGACCGCCGAAUUACUGACCACACUGACCUAUGGCUUUGGUAUUGCUUUGCUCCCUGCCAGGCACGGGAAACGCCGCGGAAGCGCCGGCCCAGUGCUCGGCGGUGCGGAGGUCGAAGUGCUGACCCCGCCGUCCCGCCCACCCGCGCAUCUCGCCCCUCCGGCCCACGACCCACGACGCCCCCCUCCGAGCCCGCGUGCCGCGGCGGCGCCAGCCCCCGCCCCGCCCUCCCGCAUUCGGGCCUGCGGCGCAGCCCCCGCCGCCGCGGUUGGACGGCGGCGGGCUGGGGCGGUCGCGGGCCUGGCGGUCGCGGCCUGGGCGCCGCCUCCCUCCGCCUGCCGCCCCCGCGCUCGGGCCGCAGCCCUCCGCCGCAUGGAGCUCGCCGCCGCCCGCUCGCGCCCGCGCCGCCGCCCCGCAGCCCCCGCGCGGCCGCGCCCCCGCCUGGCUGGCCGGCCUGCGGCGCCUGCGGGCGCGCUGCCCCCGACUUCUGGCGCGAGGCGACCGAGCUGGCGGCGCUCGCGGGCCCCGUGUUCCUCGCGCAGCUCAUGAUCUUCCUCAUCAGCCUGGUCAGCUCCGUGUUCUGCGGACACCUGGGCGAGGUGGAGCUGGACGCCGUCACGCUCGCCGUCACGGUGGUGAACGUUAUUGGGAUUGCAGUUGGAACUGGCUUAGCCUCAGCUUGUGACACACUGAUGUCUCAGUCCUUUGGAGGUAAGAACCUAAAGCGUGUGGGGGUCAUACUGCAAAGAGGAGUCCUCAUCUUGGCGCUGUGCUGCUUUCCCUGCUGGGCCGUCUUCAUCAACACGGAGCGCAUCCUCCUGCUCUUAAAACAAGACCCGGAAGUCUCCAGGAUAGCCCAAGUUUACGUGAUGAUUUUUAUUCCUGCCCUCCCUGCAGCAUUUUUGUUCCAGCUACAGACGAGAUACUUACAAAGUCAGGGCAUCAUCAUGCCUCAGGUUAUUACUGGGGUCGCAGCCAACGUCCUCAACGCGGGCAUGAACGCGCUCUUGGUGUACGCUCUGGACCUGGGAGUGGUAGGGUCUGCCUGGGCCAACACCGCUUCGCAGUUCUUCCUGUGCGCUCUGCUCUUCCUCUACAUGCGGUGGAGGAAAAUCCACGUCAGCACCUGGGGAGGUUGGACUAGGGAGUGCUUCCAGGAGUGGGACUCCUAUAUCUACCUGGCCGUGCCCAGUAUGUUCAUGGUGUGCAUCGAGUGGUGGACCUUUGAGAUCGGGACCUUCCUUGCAGGACUGAUCGACGUGACGGAGCUGGGAGCCCAGGGCAUCGUCUACCAGCUGGCGUCUGUGGCCUACAUGGUGCCCCUUGGCUUUGGGGUGGCAGCCAGUGUCCAAGUGGGCAAUGCUCUGGGGGCAGGGGACGUCGAGCGGGCACGGUGCUCCUGCGUCGCUGUUCUCCUGUGUGCUGGAGUUUGUGCACUUGCCUUGGGAUUGUUACUCGCAGCUUUGAAAGAUGUGGUCGCCUAUGUGUUCACCAGUGACAGAGAGAUUAUUUCCCUUGUGAGCCAAGUGAUGCCUAUUUUUGCUCCUUUUCAUCUAUUUGAUGCCCUUGCAGGCACCUGUGGUGGCAUCCUGAGAGGUACAGGAAAACAAAAGAUUGGUGCUAUCAUGAAUGCUGUUGGUUACUAUGUUUUUGGUUUUCCCAUCGGAGUAUCUCUGAUGUUUGCUGCUAACCUUGGGAUAAUAGGUAUGUGUUUGAUUCUUCAGUGACUUGUCUCGAAUCUCACUCGUAUUAUUAAGAUAAAGUGCUUGAGAUGCAAAGCAAUUGACUGGAAAGUUGUCCCUAUGCAAUAGGAAACACUAUUUUCUCCCCCAGUAUCCAGUGCCUUGUCUGUUUACUGAACACAGUAAACAUGGUCCUGCCCUAGCAACGAGACCAAAGGGAGGGACAGGGUACAGUGAGAGCCUGUGCUGAGUUUUAGGGAACAUCUAAGCCCAUCUGGCUUACUAAGGUGGUGCUACAUUAGCUCAGACCUGAAGCACAGGUGGAAUUACCUGGAUGAAGUGAGCAGCAUUUAUUGAGAGCACGAUUCUUUCCCCGCUGAGUGGUCUUGGCAACCUUGCCGAAAGUUAGCUGGCCAUAGAUGUAUGGGUUUGUUUCUGGACUCUCUUUUCUAUUC